Molecule: messenger RNA, 2648 nt
Organism: Bubalus bubalis (water buffalo)
Lineage: Eukaryota; Metazoa; Chordata; Mammalia; Artiodactyla; Bovidae
Gene: SRFBP1
Product: serum response factor binding protein 1
Exons: 8
Coding region: 243-1529 (428 amino acids)
Biological process (GO): maturation of SSU-rRNA
Cellular component (GO): 90S preribosome; nucleus
Source: RefSeq, a predicted model, not a curated record
GCCUGCCUGGUUUCCAUAGGAACACGCAAAUCCGGUACGGCGCACUGUACGCAGGAAGUUGUUCUUCGUCACUUCCGCUCCUCCCCUCAAAGUCAGUAUACCUUUUACUUACGCGUCUGCUUGAGCAGACGGCAGAUGCAUUUUGGGCCACUGAGGCCGCCGUUGGGGGCGUGAGGACGCAUUCGCGUUCCGGCAGCUACAGUUCACGUGCGGCAGCGGCGGAUCUUCUGCUAAGAGCUACCAUGGCCGAGCCGGGGACUUUGAACCUCAAUAAUGAGGUUGUGAAGAUGAGAAAAGAAGUGAAGAGAAUCCGAGUUUUGGUUAUCCGAAAACUUGUCAGGAGUGUUGGCAGACUGAAGUCAAAAAAGGGUACCGAAGAUGCACUGUUGAAAAACCAAAGACGAGCACAACGAUUGCUCGAAGAAAUUCGUGCCAUGAAGGAGUUGAAACCUGAUGUAGUAACUAAGUCUGCUCUUGGUGAAGAUAUCAACUUUGAAAAAAUCUGCAAAAAGCCUGAUUCGACUGCUGCUGAAAGAGCAAUUGCUAGGCUAGCAGUGCACCCUCUUCUGAAGAAAAAAAUAGAUGUGCUGAAAGCUGCUGUCAAAUCCUUUAAAGAUGCAAGACAAAAUGUUGUUGAAGUUAAGUCAUCAAACACUGCUUCAGAAGAAAAUCAUUCCAAGGACACUUUGUGUUCAAAUGAUGAUGCCAGUAAGUUACAGCAUGAAGGAACUAUUAUCCGUGAACAAAAAGAGAAGGAAGCCAAAAUAUUGGCAAAGAAACCGAUAAAUAAUUCAAAAGAAAAAAUAGCCAAGAUGGAUCAUGGACCCAAAGCAAUGGAUGUCCCAAAUUCUCUAUCAAAGCCUUCUGAAAAAGAUUCUCCGGCUCCCUCAGCAUCCCAGAAGACACCUUCUGACCCCAAAAUGAAAGCAUUAAGUAAAACCAAAAAAAUGAAAGAGUCCAGUAGCUCACUUGAUGUUGACAGUGAUGGAGAGGAAUUAUAUGAAGAAGAGAAGGAAUAUUUUGAUGAUAGCACAGAAGAAAGGUUUUACAAACAGUCUUCCAUGUCUGAGGAUAGUGAUAGUGGUGAUGACUUCUUCAUUGGGAAAGUCAAACGGGCACGAAAGAAGGAAAGCAGUUGUCGUUUUUCAGAUAAGGAACAAAACCCCCCCAAAAAAUUGUUGCUUGAAGAAGAUAUACUUGAAACCCAUCAAAAUUUACAAAAUGAUAAAAACAAGCCACGUACAGAGGCAAGGAGGUUUGAAUCAGUGUUUUUCCAGUCUUUAUCUGGAUCUAAGAGCCUUGAAAGAAAUCACAGAGAACAGGUUCCAAGAAGCAAAACCCUGGAUUUUCAGCACAUUGAACCUCAGAACAAGAAUCAGUUUAAUAAGAAAGCACAAAGAGGAUUUGAAAAUACAAAACAGAAAUCACAGCUGCCUCUUCAUCCUUCAUGGGAAGCAAGCCGGCGGCGAAAAGAACAGCAAUCCAAAAUUGCUGUGUUUCAGGGGAAAAAAAUUACCUUUGAUGAUUGAUCAGUACUAUAUUUUUGUUAACUUCUCUGUCUAAAUUUGAUUUUCUUCUUAUUUUUUAAACUAGCUCAUUAUUAAAAUAUAUAUAUUUAAGUAAGUCUCUGAAUGGGUUAUAGAAAUGAGUUGGUUUUGUCUUUAUUUUUUUAAGUGUGUUUGUGUACGUUUAGGCUUCUGUUGAUCAAGUACAUACUUAAUUUUAAAUAUGUCUAGACUGCUGUCCCUCUAUAAAAGAAUUUUGAGAUGAUAGCUAUCUCACAUUUUCUCAUUUGGUUUUAUCAUGAAGUGUACUUCACUAGGUCAGCUCUGUGUUUCGUUACUUUGAAAAUAAAUGUUGAGUGAUAUUUGAAAUAAUAAUGCAAAAAUAUGAGGAAAGUGUAGCUCUUUAAAACAGACUAUUUUUACUGGAAGAUACUCUUGGUAGCAAAACUAAGAGGAUAACUUUUAUUAUGGGUAUACAGAUAAUAAGUUAUAUAAGUAAAUAUUAGUUUUUAUUAUAGUUUUAAUUAUUUGUAAUUUUUUAGUUUUUGACUGUUUAAAAUAGUUUCCAAGGAAAUUUUUGGAUUUCUGAAUUAUGUUUAGUUAUUUGGGCAGCAUUCAUGUUCAAAUGUUACAACCAACCAAAAAUUGGUUUUACUGCAUAUAAAAUUUCUGUCAAAUCAUAAAUAUAUAACAUAUUAGACGUGUGUUCUUCAUAGAAACAGUUUUUGAGGAAUCAUAGGUUUGGAAUUUACAAGAGCAAAUUCUGAAGGAGAUAUGAUUACAGAAGCAUUUUCACUAAUAGCUAAGCAGAGGUUAUAACUCACUGAAGAUGGGACUGCUUUAUAUUUCAUAGUACUGUUAUUUAAAAGGAAAACAGAAUUUUAAAAAUCCCUUCAAAUGUUUCACUUCUUGCUACUGGGAGAAAUUAAAGUUCUUGGUUAACUAAGUAAUGCUAACUAAAUUCUAUGUUUUCUAUGCAUUGAUCCUAUUAAUGAUGAAAUAAAGCUUUCUGGUGGUAGGAAUUCAGGAACUCUGGAAAGUCAUUUUUAUCUUUUUCAAAUGCUUAAGAGUUUAGAUAAUAAAGCAGUAGAAUUCAAGAGGUUAUACGGAAAUAAAAUUAUUUUUGCUGUAUUAAAUGCAAAA